GAGAUUUGCGCAGAGAUCUCCCGUACAGUCGCACUCCAGCACUACUCCCCAAUUGAGGAUCACAAUGAUGCCUACAGCAAUCUCGUAGCGCUCAAACGUCAAUUGGCACCAACCAGCACCGAUCGCCAAAGGAUACUUAUAGAGCAAUACCGAGCUCUUCAAAAGAAACCACGCAAGGAUUUUGAGGCAUGGCUGAACGAAUGGCUACAAACUGUCGGGCAGUGCAGAAGAGCGAGUCUUCCAGAUGUCCAGGGUACCCGCGCGCAAACUGACUUUCUUCAUACUAUUAAGCCUCUAGCACCAGAGUUCGCAGCAAGCGCACUGCUCCAUAUCACAGAGAAAGAG
Messenger RNA from Lindgomyces ingoldianus, 345 nucleotides. RefSeq lists its product as uncharacterized. The transcript has a single exon. Lineage: Eukaryota; Fungi; Ascomycota; Dothideomycetes; Pleosporales; Lindgomycetaceae. The annotation marks the transcript as partial. The record is from RefSeq and is a predicted model, not a curated record.